AUGAAAAUCUGUCACGCAACAUAUUUUAUUUUCUUAACUUUUCACAUAAUAAGUACUUGAACGUUGGUAUUAAUUAAUACCUAAAGAUAAAAACUUUUUAUACCUAAAGAUGAAAAUAUGUUUUUGUUUUCACGGAACUUUACGUUGAAAAACUUUGCAUUCAUUUAUUUGAUAUUCCAAAUCUAAUUUUAACUUCCAACUUGAGUAACACGAAGAUGUAUCUUCAAUUUAGAGAACCACCGGGAUGUAAGGUUUUUCUUACACUGUUUCCCAAUAAUAGCAUCCACCUGAUCUGUCGAACUAUCUGCUAGGCAGAAGGAUGUCUACAAAGUUAGCGCAAGCGCGUGCCCGACGACUCUGCUGCAAUCAAUGCCACGCUUUCGCUUCGAGCAGUCUUCAGCAGAACCUGUUCUCACGAACAUGGGAAGCGCGCGCGAAAGACACGAGACGUCACCGAAUGUCAGUUAUCAACAAGAUAUGCAAUACGUCUUCAAACCUAGCAGCUGGAUUCUCAGCUCGAUGGGUAUUUGGCCGAUCGCGAUUCGGGGAAUUGGAAAACACGUAUCUAAAUUCGCUAUAGUUGUGUGUAAUUCCGCAUUAGUAUUCGCGAUGGUUCCUUGUAUUCUACACAUCAUCUAUGAUCAGAAGGAUCUCAAUUUGAGGUUAAAACUGUGUGGCCUACUGGGUUUUUGUCUCACCGCGUUGACGAAAUAUUUUAUCCUUGUAAUACGUCGAUCCAAGAUACAGAGUUGCAUCCAGCAAGUAAAGAACGAUUGGUGGCAGGUGAAGUUCGAGUCCGACCGCGAACGCAUGUUGAAAUAUGCCAAUACCGGUCGUAAGCUAUCGUUGAUCAGCGCAAGUGCUAUGUAUUCCGCCGGCUUCAUUUAUCACUUGAUUCUGCCGUUUUGCACCGAGCACAAAAUCGGUAACCAAACCAUCAGACCGCUCGUGUAUCCCACUUACAGCGAGUUUACAGCGAGUCAGAUAAGUCCGACAUACGAAAUCGUAUAUGUGGCUCACUGUGUGUGCGGAUACACCAUAUACUCGAUCACAGUUGGAACUUGCGGAUUGGCAGCAAUAUUUGUUACUCAUGCAUGUGGCCAGAUUCAAGUGAUUAUAUCUCGACUUCAGGAUCUCUUAGACGGCAAAAACUUCGAGCAAAUUCCAAACGUUCAACAACGAAUCGCUGCUAUUGUGAAAGGUCAUGUUCAAGUAACAAGAUAUACAGCAGUUGUGGAGAGAGUUCUACAAGAAGUUUGUUUGGUUGAGUUUACUAGCUCAUUAUGCACGAUUUGUUUACUCGAGUAUUACUGCAUACUGGAUUGGCAAGCGGAUGAUAGAAUCGGUCUGCUGACUUAUUUUAUGUUGUUUGUUUCAUUCUGCUUUAACAUAUACAUAUUAUGCUACAUUGGUGAGCUUCUCAUGCAAAAGAGCAGUCAAAUUGCAAUAAUAUGUUAUUUGAUUAAUUGGUAUGAACUACCGCCACGAUCAGCUCGCGAUCUUAUAUUGAUAAUCGCCAUGUCUAGUCAUCCCAUAAAGAUCAGUGCUGGUAGAAUGGUGAAUUUAUCAUUGACGACUUUUGGAAGUGUGAGACUGUAUUUUUUAUAAUCCUAUUUUUCACUCAAAUGUGUAUAAAUUGUAUAUAAAUUGAAUAUUAUUUAUCAAUAUUAUCAAAGAGAGAGAGAGAGAGAGGGAGAGAGUAAACUUUUUAUCGUCAAAAAAUAAUAAUAUAACAAUAGAUUUUAUUCUAGAAGAAUUUAAUUGUAAUUUAAAGAAAUGUCAUAUAUUAUUUUUGCAUAAUCGUUUUAGGUGAUAAAAACAUCUUUGGCAUAUCUGAGCUUCCUAAGAACGUUAAUAGUAUAAAUAUAAUCAAAAUAAUACUGCAGAUA
Odontomachus brunneus is the source of this 1889-nucleotide messenger RNA. Its product is annotated as odorant receptor 4-like. Gene Ontology annotation, biological process: detection of chemical stimulus involved in sensory perception of smell; sensory perception of smell. Gene Ontology annotation, molecular function: olfactory receptor activity; odorant binding. NCBI's taxonomy places the organism in Eukaryota, Metazoa, Arthropoda, Insecta, Hymenoptera, Formicidae. Bases 370 to 1608 code for a protein of 412 amino acids. The transcript is spliced from 5 exons. Gene Ontology annotation, cellular component: plasma membrane. The record is from RefSeq and is a predicted model, not a curated record.